AUGGGAUUUGCAGUUGGUGGGUGUCUUAUGGAAACACCACAUCGUCUUGGUGUGGCGUCCUUACAGGAACUUCGUGAUCCAGCCCUCAUCAAUCGCUACCAACCUCUGUCUCUACUACUUAAACGCCGAUUCAGUAGAGAUGAUUUUGUAGAUGUCCGAGAUAAUUUUGAUUUCAUAUCCAUGAAAAGUGUUCCAGACGAAGGAGAAGUACCACUGAAGUAUCUGCUUUUGCCGCCUACGUCAACUUCACCGAUUUUGCAAAAUCCGCCUCUUCGAAAAAGAGAUGUUGUGCUUAAAUUUCUCACUAGAUUUACAAGAAGGACAAAACCACCAACUAAGAACGAGCAACUGCCAUUUGGUUCAAGUCUUGCAAUGUCAAAUCCUCUUCUCUCAGCCGAGAAACUUUCUCUUAUCACACUGACAUCUUCGCCUUUUCUUGAUUCACUAUACCCCAGCCGACUGAAAUCUUCUAUUAAGUUCAAACAGGAUACUGUCGAGGAUAUCCAGAAAACGAGAGACAGCUUCAACAUUUGGGGAAGACAACCUUCCGCCAACCAACCAGAGCGGAACAACUCUGUGUGGAGCCUAGAAGUUAUAACUAGCCGCUCCAGAAGAAGAAAUAAUAGAAGAUACCAAGAUUUUCCAUCGCUUAGUCCCUCCAAUGGCGAUGUAGCAAGACCAUCAAUAAACCUGGUAACAAACGGAGCUACCGAACCGGUGGUGGUCCAUACCAGUGUUGAAAUGCAACCAAAUAUCAACCAUCUUCCACAAGAGUCUGAUUUUGUUUCUCCUACACAUAUUCAAUCACGAAGUAACCCACCGACCACUUCUCCUAGAAGAGGUGGUUCUGGAUCAGGCUUCUCACAAUUUGAGUAUAUUGAUGUCAUUAGCGCACCAUCGCCCCUUGAAAAUCAAAGUUCAAAAGAAGUCCAAGACGAAGACUCGGACAGUGACAGCUAUUACUCAUUCCAAAAGUCUCCUCUCAUGUUACUUCGUCCCAGCAGGACAGACUCAGUCGUGGGCCAGUUGAGAUCAACAUUACAUAGACAAAGAACAACACAAACUUGA
Molecule: messenger RNA, 1068 nt
Organism: Scheffersomyces stipitis CBS 6054
Lineage: Eukaryota; Fungi; Ascomycota; Pichiomycetes; Serinales; Debaryomycetaceae
Exons: 1
Coding region: 1-1068 (355 amino acids)
Source: RefSeq, a predicted model, not a curated record